Protopolystoma xenopodis is the source of this 606-nucleotide messenger RNA. Lineage: Eukaryota; Metazoa; Platyhelminthes; Monogenea; Polystomatidea; Polystomatidae. The record is from the annotation of a GenBank genome assembly.
GCCUACUUGAAUCUGGCUCAAAACAAACUGGACCGCUUCUCUAGGGAGCCAGGUCGUGUCUCGAAUCGUGAAAUCAAGCGUCUUGUUGCCAGUGUUGUUUACUGCCUCAAUCUGGUUGCCUUGCAGUAUUUGACACCCUGCGUCCUACUUAUCUUUCUCGUGUGCCUGUACAAAAGCCUCUCUGGCCUCACCUGGCUGUCCGUGGCCCCAGAUGCCAUCCAGGCAUCCCAAAGCACUAUAGGCAGCCCCUCAAUGGAACCCUUUAGCCUCUCCACAAUUCUCGGUUCUCGUUUUUCCUCUGAUCCAACCGAAUUAAUCAAAUCAACUGACCCGCCUGCUCCAGGCGUUGCCGACUCACUUCUUCAAAAACUCGGCGAACAAACGAGAUCAGCAGACACCUCAACUGCACUCCUGGAUACUCUUUUCACUUGGCUAGAUGGCCUCGCUGCAAUACGGCAGACGUUCACCGGAGUCGUUGGGGAGUUAUCUGCUCGUGGUGUCUUCGUCUGUCGGGGGGUUCUUGGAUUUGCGGUGUUCUGGUGUUUGGCUGCCUGGCAGAUAAUCAGCCUUAUAGGACUCGCUUACUAUCGCUUCAUCCUUGACUAA